Messenger RNA from Rhododendron vialii, 2056 nucleotides. RefSeq lists its product as uncharacterized. The transcript is spliced from 4 exons. Gene Ontology annotation, molecular function: nucleic acid binding; protein methyltransferase activity. The coding region runs from base 498 to 1634 and encodes 378 amino acids. NCBI's taxonomy places the organism in Eukaryota, Viridiplantae, Streptophyta, Magnoliopsida, Ericales, Ericaceae. The record is from RefSeq and is a predicted model, not a curated record. Gene Ontology annotation, biological process: protein methylation.
GCUUUGAGAACUAGUAACCUUUAUGGAGAGGUUUUUUUUUAUAAGCCCUUUAUGGAGAGGUUGUUCCCUCUCUUGUUCUCUAUCUCCAACUCUUGAACUUAGCCAAUCCUAGACAUUAUGAAAAAAUAUUUUCAUUGCGAAAAUCAACAAAUUCCGUCAAUUGACUUAACAAGUGGAGACACGUCAUUGUACGACUCAAAAUAUCAACAUAGGAUGUAAUUUCUAGAAGAUAGAAGAUCAUAACGCAUUACUCAGAAGCCUCGAGAGAGGUCAGUGUAAUCAACCUAAACUAUACGUAGUUAACACAGUCACAUAAAAUAUUUCGCUCUUGCUUUCGAUUCUUGUUCUGUGCCGGCGGUCUCAAUCUUUACCGUAAUCCCACGUUCCCCUCAAGUUCCCCCGCAGUCCCGCACCGCCUGAGCAUGUGAGUUUAAGCUAUGCACUGUACUGAUUACUGAGAAUUUGAGAGAGAGAGAGAGAGAGAGAGAGAGAGAGAGAUGAGACUGGGCUUGGCACGUCCGUCUCUCUCUAUAUUCCCUCCCAUCCUCUCUCGCGCCAAUUCAGUACGACCCAUUUCCUGUUCAAUUUCCCCACCACCCACUUCGCUAAAACCCCAUACCCCACUCUUUCUCCGGCCACCCAUUUACUCAGCCACCCUAUCCGACCUCCAAAAAUGGCAACAAUGGGCCAAGAACCUCGCCUCCUCAGUUGGGUCCCACUUCACCGACUUAGACAACGGCCCCGACCCCACCCUCUUGCACAGAGAAAUCAACUGGCUCUUGCAAGACGCGCUUGAAAACCCCAAACUACGCUUAACCCACUUGGGUACCGACGACGGUGACACGGUUAUGAAGAUGAGGGCAGAAAUGGAAGAUCUUUAUACGUUAUGGAAGCAGAGGAUUGAAGACAGGAGACCGUUUCAGUAUUUGGUUGGGUGUGAGCAUUGGAGGGACAUGGUGUUGAGUGUUGAAGAAGGGGUUUUGGUACCAAGGCCUGAGACUGAGUUGAUUGUGGAUUUAGUGGGUGAUUUGGUUAAGGGGAAUGGAGAGUUGAGGGAAGGGUUGUGGGCUGAUUUGGGGACCGGGAGUGGUGCACUUGCUAUUGGGAUUGCGAGGAUUUUGGGGCCUUGGGGGAGGGUCAUUGCCACUGAUUUGAGCCCUAUUGCUGUGGCUGUUGCGUCUUACAAUGUUCAGAGGUAUAAUUUGCAGGAUAAAAUCAAGAUAAAGCUGGGAUCUUGGUUUGAACCUUUGAAGAAUGUUGAAGGACAAUUUGUGGGUCUUGUGAGUAAUCCACCAUAUAUACCGAGCGAUCAUAUUAUUGGUCUACAAGCUGAAGUUGCCAAACAUGAACCAAGACUUGCAUUGGAUGGGGGUGCCAAUGGCAUGGAUGAGCUACUCCAUCUGUGCCAUGGGGCUGCUUCAAUGUUGAAACCCGGUGGAUUUUUUGCAUUUGAGACAAAUGGUGAAAAGCAGUGCAUGGUUCUCGUGGAUCACAUGCAAAAGGAGUCUAAGAGCAGCUUCAGUGGUGUAGACAUUGUUUCAGAUUUUGCUGGUAACAAGCGCUUUGUGACUGGAUUCAGAGCAAAGUCACAUAACCCAACUAACCCAAAUGAGUGGACCGUAAAAAUAAAUUGAGGAAUGUAGAACAGCAAGUGAUAAAUUGAGGGCUCAGCCUCGGCUUAUGAUAUUGGGCUUAAGAUGGGAGUCUGGGACGGGCGAAUCUUGAUAAGGGCCUAUACGUUUCAGAAAAGGCCCAAUAUCAUGGCUCGGUUUGAUUUCUUGGAUGGGCUCGGCUUGUUGGAUCAAUUCAGAUGCCUCUCUUGGCUCGGCCCAAAAAGUUUUCGUAGGCACCUUUUCUUUUUCCUAUUUUUUCGGUGCUUUGGAAAUUAUGUAGGCACCGUCUGUUAUAUUUGAAAAUUGUCCUAUAGCUUGUUUAGACUGUUAUAUAUAGCCCGAAUCUCUGUUGCCUUGAAAAUUUUAGCUCGCAAGCUUUGAAAGACCAGUUUGGCCUGAGAUCGCCUGUAUAUUGAAAAAUUGCGUAAAAACUUUUCCAACUA